AUGUUGUGCUAUGGUAUUGGCAAACAUUGUGAAAAAGCAAAGGACAACGGAAGAGCUUGUAUUAUCGAAUGCGAUCAUUUAGACGAAUUUGUGAGAAUUUGCAAACGAACAACAAGUAACAAAAAUGUUCAAUUCACAAUUGACUACGUUGAUGUUGGGCCCCGGCUCCUGCGUCGCAUGUCCCGCGCCAUGAAACUCAUUGUCGAAAUGUUUCUCUGUGUGACGCAAUUCGGAUUCUGUGCCAUAUACUUUGUCUUUAUCACCGAGAAUCUGUAUCAGGUGCUGGAGCAAAACGGCAUCGAUAUAAGCAUGAGUAUGGUAAUGCUCAUAGCUCUAUUGCCCGCGAUGAUACCCUCGCUGAUGACCAAUCUGAAGUAUAUAUCGCCCAUAUCCCUGCUGGCGAAUGUUGCGCUGCUGUUUGGUCUGAUUGCGACGCUGUCCAUUUCAUUCCAGGAGGGUCCGAUGCCGUCUAUUUCGGAAUGCCAUCUCUUCACCUCAGGUGCACAGUUGUCUCUGUUCUUUGGCACGGCGCUCUUCUCAUACGAGGGCAUUGCUCUGAUCCUGCCGUUACGCAAUUAUAUGCGAGAGCCUGAGCAGUUCAGCAGCCGAUGGGGCGUCCUCAAUCUAACAAUGGUCUUCAUUACGGGCCUCUUCAUUUUCACCGGAUUCGUCAGCUAUAUGCGUUGGGGUGAACUCGUAGAGGGCAGCAUAACGCUAAAUCUGAAUGUGGAGGAUGUUAUGUCUCAGGUGGUGAAGAUUGUGGCUGCCUUGGGAGUAUUCUUUGGCUAUCCUAUUCAGUUUUUUGUGAUGAUAAAAAUCCUGUGGCCGCCUGUAAAGCGUUCGUACAGCUGCGCUCAGAAAUAUCCCAUAACAUUGCAGGUGAUUUGGCGCUUCAUUAUGAUUAUGAUGACAUUCUGCGUGGCGUUGGUUUUUUCUAAGCUAAAUCUGUUCAUCUCUCUCAUUGGGGCGCUGUGCUCUACAUCGCUGGCCUUUGUCGUACCGGUUAUUAUUGAUUUUGUGACUCGCUCUCAAGUUCCUAAGGGUCUCGGCACCUGGACGUGUUUAAAGAAUUUGGUUAUUUUAAUUGUGGCAAUUUAUGGUUAG
Messenger RNA from Scaptodrosophila lebanonensis, 1104 nucleotides. Its product is annotated as proton-coupled amino acid transporter 4-like. Gene Ontology annotation, molecular function: amino acid transmembrane transporter activity. The record is from RefSeq and is a predicted model, not a curated record. Gene Ontology annotation, cellular component: vacuolar membrane. NCBI's taxonomy places the organism in Eukaryota, Metazoa, Arthropoda, Insecta, Diptera, Drosophilidae. Gene Ontology annotation, biological process: amino acid transmembrane transport. The transcript has 2 exons. The coding region runs from base 1 to 1104 and encodes 367 amino acids.